Grosmannia clavigera kw1407 is the source of this 2250-nucleotide messenger RNA. Its product is annotated as flap structure-specific endonuclease. Lineage: Eukaryota; Fungi; Ascomycota; Sordariomycetes; Ophiostomatales; Ophiostomataceae. The record is from RefSeq and is a predicted model, not a curated record. Gene Ontology annotation, molecular function: crossover junction DNA endonuclease activity; 5'-flap endonuclease activity. The transcript is spliced from 2 exons. Bases 1 to 2250 code for a protein of 749 amino acids.
AUGGGUAUUAAGGGAAUCUACAAAGAGAUUGGUGCCGGGAGGCGGAUAGCCCUCCACCGGCUGGCUGUUGAGAGCCUCGAGACUCGAGGCCGGCCAUUACGGCUGGCAAUUGACAUUUCGAUAUGGCAGUUCCAGAUCCAGGCAGCUCGGGGCGGUGCAAACCCAGCGAUCCGCACUCUGUUCUACCGUCUCGUCCGGCUGCUCGGCAUACCCAUCCAGCCCAUCUUCGUGUUCGAUGGCCCGAACAAGCCGGCGUUCAAGCGCAACAAGCGGUCGGCCAAGAGCGACGGCACGGCGACGGCCAUGGCCAAGCGCCUGAUCCGCCUUUUUGGCUUUAUGGCCCACGACGCGCCCGGCGAGGCCGAGGCCGAGUGCGCGCUCCUACAGCAGCGCGGCGUGGUCGAUGCCGUCCUCAGCGAGGACGUCGACACGAUCAUGUUUGGCUGCACGCGCACGCUGCGCAACUGGUCGUCGGCCACGGCCACCACAUCUCCGCCCACACACGUGUCCAUGUACGAGACCGACAGCCUGCAACAAGACAAAUCCGGCCUCGACCGCGAGGGCAUGGUGCUGGUCGCCCUGAUGAGCGGCGGCGACUACCUGCCCGAGGGCAUUCCCGGCUGCGGCGUCAAGCUGGCCUGCCAGGCGGCCAAAGCUGGGUUCGGGCGGUCGCUGUGUCGGCUGAAACGAUCAGACACAUCGGCGCUGGCUAGUUGGCGCGCAAACCUGGUGCGCGAGCUUCAGACCAACGAGAGCCGGUUCUUCCGAACGUGCCACCGCAAACUGCUCAUCCCGGAGCAGUUUCCUAGCCUCGAGAUUCUGCGCUACUACACACACCCCGUCGUUUCGCCGGUUGAGAUCGUCGAGCGGGUGCGGGCCGACCUCGAGGCAGUCGAGGCGGCUGAUCCUUUGGUCGUGAUGCGGGAGAGACGGGUCGACAUCCCGGGGCUGCGCGACUUUGUGGGCGAAACGUUUGACUGGACCGACCGAGCCGGCGCGAUCAAGUUCAUCCGCGUGUUGGCGCCCAGCCUCCUUUCCCGGAUACUGCUCUUGCGAUGGUCUACGGACGACGGGGCAGAGGACGGGUGGCCGUCUGUGGUAAAGGGCAUCUCCAAGCAACGGACGCACGCCAGCACGGACGACACACCCGAGUUGAGAGUAUCGUUCAUCCCUGCCACCGUGGUCAGUCUUGACCUGGAAGCCGAGAAUGACGCGCCUGCUGUCGCCUUUGGACGAGACGGGCUCGCUCUGAACAGCGAUAGCGAUUUCGCCGAGCCAUCACCCGAAGAAGCUCACACGACUGGUGCCAGGAAGGCAUCUGCCUACGAUCCGACGCAAGCGGACGUUGCCUGGGUAACGAGAGCCGUUGUCGAGAUUGGGGCGCCUCGAGCGGUGGAAGCAUGGGAGAAGGGACAGAAGCCGAAGGCUGGCACCAAACGGACCAAAGAAAAAGCAGCAAACAUCAAGAAAAAGACAGCGGCCGUGCCCAGCAUGCCGACCGGCUCUCUCGAUCGCUACGUGCAGGUGACAAAGAACGCAGGUAGAGACACGGCGGCAGUACAGGGCACUCUAGACGAUAGCGAAGCCGACUCGGAGUCCGUCCAGCCACAGACAGCAAGACGGCUAGAGGAGCGGACAAGACUACGGCGCCAGCCACCGGUCGCAAACCCGUGGUCGCUGGCCGGUUCACAGGCGCCUCGGAUCACGAAGUCAGCCGUCCGCGAGCCGCUGCGAGACUGCUCGAAGGUGAGCAGUGUGUCACCACCCAAACCCACCAGCUCUGUUGCAGCUGUCGUGGUGGACCUGCUAUCGAGCCCGGAAGAGCCGAGGCUGCAAUCGCUGGCCAAGACGAGGCGAAGCCGUGCAGCUGCGAGCCCAACAAGAAGUCCGAGAAAGACGGGAGUACGGAAGACAGAGGUAACGACAGAAAACAGCCAGGUGACAAGACCUCCGCGACAAAAGUCGAUCCGCGACUUUUUGUCGCAGCCGGUGACCGUGGCCUUAUCAUCAGACGAAGAAGAUGGGGUGGAAAAAGAGGCUGGAGGACGGGCAAGUGAGACAGGCGAGCGAUCAGUGCCACCUGCCAAGUUAAAGACGGUGUACGUCCCCCGUCGGAGCGCAGUAGGCUACUUUCGCGAGGAGACGGUGGAGGAGGAUGGGGCGGACGAGAAGACGACAGGGCAUGCAAGACGAGGCUGGCGGAAGAGCGAAGUCAGCAUAGUAGACCUCACGGGUUUAGACAGCGACUAG